Messenger RNA from Dictyostelium purpureum, 462 nucleotides. RefSeq lists its product as uncharacterized. The record is from RefSeq and is a predicted model, not a curated record. NCBI's taxonomy places the organism in Eukaryota, Evosea, Eumycetozoa, Dictyosteliales, Dictyosteliaceae. The transcript has a single exon. The coding region runs from base 1 to 462 and encodes 153 amino acids.
AUGUUUACUUUAGCUGAUACUUGGCCUUUUGAAUCAAAAGAAGAUUCGAUAGAAAUAAUCGAAUCACAAAAACAACAACAAUUACAAUUACAGCAAAAUCAACAAACUCUAAAAGAAAAAGAACAACAAUUAGAACAAUAUCAACAACUACAACAAAAGCAAUCGGAACAAUAUCAACAAAUAAUAAUAGAAAACGACCAACUAUUGCAACAAUUACAACAAUUACAACAACUACAUCAAAAGCAAUCGGAACAACAUCAACAAGAAAUAAAAGAAAACAACCAACUAUUAAAACAAUUACAACAAUUACAACAACUACAACAAAAGCAAUCGGAACAAUAUCAACAAACAAUAAAAAAACAAGACCGACAAUUAAAACAAUAUCAAAAAUUACACGAAAAAAAUCAAAAUAAAAAAUUAAUACUACAAAAACAAAAUAAACAAUUAAUACUACAAAAAUAA